GCCAGUAGGAGCCUCACUCUUCCCCUGGCCUGGCUCUUUCCACUGGGGCAGGCAGACAGGCAGGCAGCUCUGGUCCGGAGGAGCUCAGGUUUAUUAAUCAGUCAAUGUGAUUUAUUAUUCCCUUCCUCCCCGUACCACAAAUUUAAUUAACCGUUCUGUAAUUUCUUGUGGGACACAGCAGCAGGUAGGCUAUAUGACAAAUUCCCUGACUGACCCACUGGUUUUAUGGUUAUCUGUUGGUUCAAUCAUUUUUGAAAGGUAGGGUAUUUAGUUUUAUUAAAACUUGGGGUGGAUGAACUGCUGAGUUCUAAGACCUGUGUUUUGACCAACAGUGAUGUUCCUCCACAAUAGCGUGCAGCCUAUUAGCCUAGUGUCCUAUUUGCCUUUUAUAGACCUAUUACUAGUACUAUCCAUUCCUCCACACAAAAGGCGAGCAUGCGAGGCGUGUGUGUGAUAUAUUUUAGAAUGCAUUGUUUUGAAUUAUAAUGACCCAACCGAAGCCAGACGGGCGGGUUGUCCGCUUUGACGCCUUGCUCAAUUAGAAUCUGUCUCUAUUUUUGCGUUUUAUCGCUGGCGCUGUAGUCACACAUAAAAAUGUUGUCAUUGUUAACUUUUUUUCAAGCUCAUUUGAAUUGAAAGAGGUAGCUAAGGGUUAAGGCUGUAACAUACAUGCUAAAUUACAUCAAUGCAUCCACUUAUGGAAACACAACAUUGCUAUAAGCAAAGAUGGAGAAAUGGACUAUCCUGCUAGCAUACAGGCACUGCUCUGGCUGUCCCCUCCUUUCCACCCGCCUCGCUCUGCUUGCUCCACCCACCUGCUUCGAUUGAGUUUAUCGCUUGAGGACAGUAUUUAUUGUCUUGAUUUUACAUCAGUUUUCAUACAACAUUUGGACUAGAAUACCAACUGCAGCUUUGUUUGCCUGGUUGCCGCCUCAGGUUAGCGUGAAACAAUUGAAGAGCCUCUCUGAAUGCGUUUGAGUGACACCCUGUCACUGGACUGUUUAUUUGUCUACUGCGCUGCCUCCCACAUGUUUGUAUUGGGGUUUUUGGUUGACUUGCUAACUACCAACCACCACAACAGUUCCAUUGUUGGGGCAAUCACAGGCAGUGGCUCUGGAAAUGCUGACGCCACUAAACAGAGGAUGAGGACAGUGGACUGAGGAAGUAGUGGCGUGGUAGAAGUGGUUGUUUCUGUUUCCACCACCACCAUUCUAUGGAGAGAGAUGCAGGCUGGGUGGUGGGUGGGCCAACCUACUUUUCAGUGACAUUUUCCCAACUGCAGUAGUUUCCUUGUCAAUCACCCAAUCACACCCCCAUGCACAGCCAGUGUGUUUGAUUGACAUGCAGGCGGUUGGUCAGGGGAGGAAUGUUCUGAGGCCCAGGCAGUCAGUGUUUGUACAACGAAAGCAAAGUGUGGUUCCUGACUAGUGGAGCCUCAGCCCAGCUCCAAGAGCAUUAGUACAAUAAGGGAAGGGUACCUUAAUCCACCUGUUAUCAGGGUGAGCCUCGCUGUCACAUUCAGAAAUGGCAACAGAAACAGCACGGCUCUGAGCUCUAGCUAUGGAAUGUAGCCUGGCCUUCCCACCCAUCCGUUCACAACAACCUCAGGCUUCACUAAUAGAUCUUCACAAACUUCUACAGUUGACAUUUUGUUUAAUUUCUUCAUACCCCAAUGUAGGUUACUACACUGAGUGUACAAAACAUUAGGGACACCCCCCCCCCCCCCCCCGGGAAACUGUUGAGCGUGAAAAACCCAGCAGCGUUGCAUUUCUUGACACACUGAAACCGGUGUGCUUGGCACCUACUACCAUACCCUGUUCAAAGGCACUUAAAUAUUUUGUCUUGGCCAUUCACCCUCUGAAUGGCACACAUACACAAUCCAUGUCUCAAUUUUCUCAAGGCUUAAAAAUCCUUCUUUAACCUGUCUCCUCUCCUUCAUCUACACUGAUUUGAAGUGGAUUUAACAAGUGACAUCAAUAAGCUUUCACCUGGUCAGUCUAGGCAAUGGAAAGAGCAGGUAUUCCUAAUGUUUUGUACAGUCAGUGCUUUAGAUUAUUAGGUAGUUGAGGUAGUUUGUGGUAAACCUAUAAUAUGCAUACGAUGUAGGCCUAUGUCUCUGGUUAGACUAGUCAUUUAUGAUGAUGCAGUGACCGAUUCCAGAAGCUUUAGGGGAUCCUCUUUCUCUCUGCUUGAGCGGUCAGACCCUGGGUGAUAGUGUGAUAGUGGUGGCUGGCUGGCUGAAGUGGUAAUGGGAUAGUGGUGGGGUGUGGGACUGGGGAUGACUGUGGUCUUUGUGAAGGUUCAAGUUAGACGGUGGUGCAGGUGCCCUCUUCUUAAUUAGGGAGGCUGUGCAGAGGUCUGUCUCUCUCAGCUUCACAGAUUAACAUGGAAAAUGUAACCACUAACCUUCUGAAAUGAGCUUCUCCAAAAUACCUGUGGCUCCAGUUUCAGCGUGUGCUGAUGUGGAGGGCAAGGGUUAGCCUAUAGGAGUAGCGGUGGGAGUGAUUAUAAACCAAGGGUUAGCCUAUAGGAGUAGGGUGGGAGUGAUUAUAAACCAAGGGUUAGCCUAUAGGAGUAGGGUGGGAGUGAUUAUAAACCAAGGUUUAGCCUAUAGGAGUAGGGUGGGAGUGAUUAUAAACCAAGGGUUGGCCUAUAGGAGUAGGGUGGGAGUGAUUUAUAAACCAAGGGUUAGCCUAUAGGAGUAGGGUGGGAGUGAUUAUAAACCAAGGGUUAGCCUAUAGGAGUAGGGUGGGAGUGAUUAUAAAAUAAGAUUGCCCGCCGAGAAAGGAGUAACACAAGUCUUGAAAUGAAAUAGGCCGAUUCUCACGUUUCUUAUGUAGCGAUUUCAGUGCCAAAAGAAAUUGUAUUUGAAUUCCAUAAGAUUUACUUUGUAUUAAGAUAUUGAACUUGAAUUUAAUGUUUUUCAUUUGUAAUGCAAUUGAAUCAUUGAAUUCAUAAACUUGACUUGUAUUUCAUGAUUUUAAACUGAAUUGAAUGAAUUGCAUUCAGCUUUAAAAUUCUAUUUCAAUUUAAUUGAAUAUUCAAAUGUUCAAUAUAUUUAGUCAUUUUUUUUAGCAGACGCUCUUAUCCAGAGCGACUUACAGUUAGUGAGUGCAUACAUAAUUUUUUUAUUUUUCAUACUGGCCCCCCGUGGGAAUCGAUCCCACAACCCUGGCGUUGCAAACGCCAUGCUCUACCAACUGAGCUACAUCCCUGCCGGCCAUUCUCUAGUGGCACAGCUAGCACUGUGAUGCAGUGCCUUAGACCACUGCGCCACUCGGGAGGUUAUAUAUGAAUAUAUAUGGUAGAUAUUGCAUUCAUUGUCCGUGUAUCAAGUUUACAAACUAUAAUUUUCAAGUUUAUCAAAGUUUCAUAUAUUCAACUUCACAGAUGCUUUCAAAUUCACUUCUCUAAAUUCAGAUUUCAAAACCAGAGACAACACCCUGGUACUUUGCCAGCCAAGAAAGAUACAGAAUCAAACGCUCUCUGUGGUCAACAGUAGCUUCUGGCGGUUUCUGAAGCCAAUGUGGCAUGUUGAAUUUAUUUUCUUCCUAUGAAUUUGGCUCUUAAGGUUUUUUUGUGUCUCAUUGUCAACAUAUCGGUGUGAUUUGACAUCGAAACAUAAUUUCCUCUUUACAUUUUUGGUCGGCUGGAUUUCCCAAGCAGCCCUACCUACAGUUAACAUAAAAGCCUGUGUGCUUCUGCUGCCUUUUGAGAAUCGUAUGUUGAUCAAAACUCGAGUGAAAAUCCUGAAUCUCUGUGUUUACAGUAAUUAAGCUGUCAUGUGGUGUGAUUUAGGAUGUAUUGAGUAAGAUCAGCUUUUAUCAUGUUGGCCUAGAAGGACGAGGAAUAAAUAUCUCAUCCACUUCUUCACCUAAUGCCCACAGGCCUUAUUUGUAUAGUGGAGAGAGAGACUGUGUGUCUAUUAGAUGUGCUCAAAUGAUUGCCAUAAAGGAAUAUACAGUGGGGAAAAUUUUUAUUUAGUCAGCCACCAAUUGUGCAAGUUCUCCCACUUAAAAAGAUGAGAGAGGCCUGUAAUUUUCACCAUAGGUACACAUCAACUAUGACCGACAAAAUGAGAAAAAACAAUCCAGAAAAUCACAUUGUAGGAUUUUUAAUGAAUUUAUUUGCAAAUUAUGGUGGAAAAUAAGUAUUUGUUCAAUAACAAAAGUUUCUCAAUACUUUGUUAUAUACCCUUUGUUGGCAAUGACACAGGUCAAACAUUUUCUGUAAGUCUUCACAAGGUUUUCACACACUGUUGCUGGUAUUUUGGCCCAUUCCUCCAUGCAGAUCUCCACUAGAGCAGUGAUGUAUUGGGGCUGUCGCUGGGCAACACGGAUUUUCAACUCCCUCCAAAGAUUUUCUAUGGGGUUGAGAUCUGGAGACUGGCUAGGCCACUCCAGGACCUUGAAAUGCUUCUUACGAAGCCACUCCUUCGUUGCCCGGGCGGUGUGUUUGGGAUCAUUGUCAUGCUGAAAGACCCAGCCACGUUUCAUCUUCAAUGCCCUUGCUGAUGGAUGGAGGUUUUCACUCAAAAUCUCACGAUACAUGGCCCCAUUCAUUCUUUCCUUUACACGGAUCAGUCGUCCUGGUCCCUUUGCAGAAAAACAGCCCCAAAGCAUGAUGUUUCCACCCCCAUGCUUCACAGUAGGUAUGGUGUUCUUUGGAUGCAACUCAGCAUUCUUUGUCCUCCAAACACGACGAGUUGAGUUUUUACCAAAAAGUUAUAUUUUGGUUUCAUCUGACCAUAUGACAUUCUCCCAAUCCUCUUCUGGAUCAUCCAAAUGCACUCUCGCAAACUUCAAACGGGCCUGGACAUGUACUGGCUUAAGCAGGGGGACACGUCUGGCACUGCAGGAUUUGAGUCCCUGGCGGCGUAGUGUGUUACUGAUGGUAGGCUUUGUUACUUUGGUCCCAGCUCUCUGCAGGUCAUUUACUAGGUCCCCCCGUGUGGUUCUGGGAUUUUUGCUCACUGUUCUUGUGAUCAUUUUGACCCCACGGGGUGAGAUCUUGCGUGGAGCCCCAGAUCGAGGGAGAUUAUCAGUGGUCUUGUAUGUCUUCCAUUUCCUAAUAAUUGCUCCCACAGUUGAUUUCUUCAAACCAAGCUGCUUACCUAUUGCAUAUUCAGUCUUCCCAGCCUGGUGCAGGUCUACAAUUUUGUUUCUGGUGUCUUUUGACAGCUCUUUGGUCUUGGCCAUAGUGGAGUUUGGAGUGUGACUGUUUGAAGUUGUGGACAGGUAUAUUUUAUACUGAUAACAAGUUCAAACAGGUGCCAUUAAUACAGGUAACGAGUGGAGGACAGAGGAGGCUCUUAAAGAAGAAGUUACAGGUCUGUGAGAGCCAGAAAUCUUGCUUGUUUGUAGGUGACCAAAUACUUAUUUUCCACCAUAAUUUGCAAAUAAAUUAAUAACAAAUCCUACAAUGUGAUUUUCUGGAAUUUUUUUUCUCAAUUUGUCUGUCAUAGUUGACGUGUACCUAUGAUGAAAAUUACAGGCCUCUCUCAUCUUUUUAAGCGGGAGAACUUGCACAAUUGGUGGCUGACUAAAUACUUUUUUUCCCCACUGUAGCUGGGAUGUAAGAAAUAUAGUCCUCUCCUCUGACACGGUCAAAAAUAGUUUUUAUAGCAACAAAUUAAGAUGGAUGCAAAGGCUUGUUUUAAGCACAUUAUCAUUAUCCCUUUAACUUGCACAAAUUCCUUCGACAAGAUUAAAUCUAAUCAGCUCUGUCUGGAGAGUAGUCUUCAUUAAUCCUCUUUUGUAAAUGGCGAGGUCUUUCUCAAUCACAGCUGACACCGUUGACAUCGGCCCAGGCUUGCGUGUUAGCCAAACUCCAUCUCACUAUCGAUUUGGAUCUGCACUGAUUGGAAUAAUUCACGUGAAUGAAGUGAAAAUUACACCCUCAUUCCUUUCACUUAUUAUCAACCCCCUCAAUUCCAUUGUAAUCAGAACAUGAUUUACCCAACUCACUUCAAACAACCGCCAAUGUUUGGUUGACCUCUCUCCUUUAAACACUGUUCAGUUGUGACUGAGUGAUCUUACUUGUGUUCCAGUGGGUGAGAUGACUGUGGUGGUGACCUCCAGAGUUUCAAAAGAGUGACCCAGUGAUGGCUCGUCCUGCCCCUGCUCCCCUGUACACCCUGAGGGGGGCUGGAUCCCCCCUCAAUGCCCUGCACUUCAGCUGCUGUGAAGGGGACCCUCCCCUGCUCUUUUCUGGGUAAGGGAUCACGCCCUAUCUCCAUAGAACAGCUGAGCUGCAUUAGUAGCCAGACACGCAGUGUUUGGCUUUUUAAAACAUGUCCUUGUGAAUGGUUGGGUAUAUGAUUGUUGUUUUUGAAAACAUCUCAUACAUAACAACAUGCUUUAGUUACAUGCAGAUUAAUCUUUAUGAAGUAAGAAUGAUAAGGACUUGUAACUUGUUAGCCAUUAUUGAUAAUAAUAGUAGGCCUAAUGGCUUGAAUGGUGUGUUGUUGUGUAGCUCCGGCCAGGGGUCAGUCCAUGUGUGGAACCUGACCACCAGGAGAGCUGAGAGAGUUUUAGAAGGUCAUUCUGGAGCCUCUGUCAUCUGGCUCAACACUCUCCACUCCAAAGACACUCUCAUCAGGUAAUAACUAACUACCUUACUGACAGUACCAGGCCUCAACUGAUCUUCAGUUUUUACUCACAAUGCACAUUGUUUAGCUGUAUGAAAUUAGCCACAAAUUAACUUUUAACAAGGCACACCUGUUAAUUGAAAUGCAUUCCAGGUGACUACCUCAUGAAUCUGGUUGAGAGAAUGCCAAGAGUGUGCAAAGCUGUCAUCAAGGCAAAGGGUGGCUACUUUGAAGAAUCUAAAAUCUAAAAUAUAUUUUGAUUUGUUUAACACUUUUUUGGUUACUACACGAUUCCAUAUGUGUUAUUUCAUAGUGUUGAUGUCUUCACUAUUAUUCUACAAUGUAGAAAAUAUUAAAAAUAAAGAAAAACCCUUGAAUGAGUAGGUGUGUCCAAACUUUUGACUGGUACUGUUUGGACCAUUGGUUUUCUUAGAGGAUUAUCUACACAAUUAACAUGUUAUUUUACCCAUUGUUCAAAAUAUGUGUUUUUGAUUGGACACCCUAUAACAGGGAUCAUCAAUUAAUUUAGAUUCAGCCACGGGACAUUUGUUUUUCUUGAGCGGAUGGUCGGGGGGGCCGAAGCAUAAUUACAAAUAAUUUGUAGACUGCAAAUUAACCGCAAGAAGCCCAAACAGACUAAAACAUAAUCAUUUCAAACCUUAUAUGCGAAAUAUUUGUAUGCGAUCACGUGUGUUUCUCUAUUAUGCGUGGGAAUACAUGGGAACAUAUUUCUUAAAUAAAAAUCACUUGGAGCUGAUUUCCUGGUGUUUCGAAAGUAUUUUAUGUCCAACAAUGCUCAAACUUUGGGGGCCAAAUAAAACCACCCGUGGGAAGAAUUCGGCCUGCAGGCCGCCAGUUGGGGAACCCUGCCCUAUAACUUCUCUAACUUUGCAUAUGGACUAAUUUGUAGCCUCACUGCAGGUGCCGCGUUAGCUGCACUCUCUUCUGUAAUAUGCUAGUGUGUGAUUAUCAUCUGUGAUAUGUCUGUCUGUGUACUGUCGGCCAGUCAGGGGCGGGACAUGCGUGUGUGCCUGUGGGACCUGGCUGAGGGGCGCAGUGAUGUCACGGACACCCUGUGGACAGGCAGUGUGGGGUUCUGUCGCUGUUCCCUGCUAGAGACUGGCCCUGGGAGAUGGCUACUGGCCCACCCUGGAGAAGCCAUGGAGGAGGUGAGAGAGGGAGAGGGGAGGGGGUGAGAGAGGGAGAGGGUAGGAGGUGAGUGGGGAGGGGUUGAGAGAGAUAGGGGAUUGGGUGACGGGAUAGGGUAAGAGGGGAUGUGGGGAGUGAGAGAGGGAUGGGGAGAGAGAGGGAUGGGGAGGGGGGUGAGAGAUGGCGAGAGGAGGGGGGAGGGGGGGGAGAGAGGGGGGAUGGGGUGAGAGAGCGAGAGAGAAAAUAACAAUUAGAAUUUGUGGAAGGGCUGUAUAUUGUGUAACUUCCAUCUCUUAAGCCUCUCUGAUAGAAACUUGUGAGUAGGUGUAGGUUUAGUGUGCAUCAGCCAGACGAAUGAUUACACAUUUCACCUUCCCCCCGCUUUAAUGUGAGUGUUUGUUAGUGUGUGCAACAGGCAGCUUUUCAGGCACCUUUAUUGCCUUCAGAUUCCUGUUACUCACCCUGCUCUGAUGAAGCCUCACAUGAAAGAGACAAACGUACCGCCGCUAACUCCAGCCUAUAGAGACAGGCAUGGCGAGGCAACGGGGCGCCUGCGAGACCAGCACCCUCAGUAAUGCCAUUGUGACGGCACUCAUGCACGCACACACGCACACAAACCCUCUCUCUUAUCACUCUGUCCCGCUCUCCUGUCUCACCCCUGGCUGCCCCACAGUCAUCCAUGCCUUUCCCAGGGGAUCCUAAUCAUAGGUCUAGACCCAUGCCUCCACACACACAGCUACAAAGCAUGGCACACUGGCGUAGAUCUGAGCCAGAGGCGGAGGGAGGGAAGGAGUUGCACCAUCAAUUUGGGAGGUAGGUUUAAUGUUUACCCCUCGCUACCUCUUUGCCAUCGGAUUGCUUCCAUUGCAAAAGCAUUCAUUAAAAGAGUGGGUGUUUUAUUUAUGGGCAUCAGUGUGUGUGCACCUGAGGCACAGCGAGUGAAGCAGCUACUUAAAGCCCUCUUUGUCUGGCUGGCAAGUUCUGGGUAAACAUGAGGCACAGAUGUGGCACCCCGAUAAAAUACAGAUCACUCCCUUAAACGGGAUGUUGAAUCUGGUUGGUCCGUGUAACAGGAUGUGUAAAUCUGAUUGGUCCGUUAAACAGGAUGUUUAAUCUGAGCCUUAAUGAGGAUCUAUCUCUCUGUUUCUGUAUCAGUCAGAGAGACUGAGUAGUGUAGCCAUAGGGGCUGCCUCUCUCAUUAGAUUGUGUAUCUAGGUACAGAGACUGAGUAGCUAUAGGGUCUCUCUCUCUCUCAUGGGCUUUCAUUAGACUGUGUAUUUUAUCAGUCAGUGCCAGUGUGUCUAGGUCAGGGAAACGACACUCGCGUCAGGAGGUCAGGCCUUAUUGGAAUGUAUUAUAGACUGCAGCGCUGCAGCUCCCCUCUCUCUCUCUCUCUCUCUCUCUCUCUCUCUCUCUCUCUCUCUCUCUCUCUCUCUCUCUCUCUCUCUCUGUCUCUCUUUCUCUCCCCCCCCCAAUUGAUCAGUCUAAUAGUAAUAAGACGGCCAUAAAGUGUAAAGCUGUUAUGUCCCAGUCCCGUUGUGUUUCCUGUUGCUGCGCUGAAAUGAGGGAUUGAAGUUUGAACUUGAUUUUAAAAAAUAUAUUUAAAAAAAAGUUUGCCUUGUCUCUGUUGUUCAGUAUUUGUAUUUAUUAGGGAUCCCCAUUAGCUGCUGCCAAGGCUACUCUUCCUGGAGUCCAAACACAUUUAAGGCACUUACAUCACACAUAAAACAAAAGAUAAAACAUUAUUACACCACUACAUACUGUAUCUACAAUACAAAAUGUAUAAUACAACAAUAUUACAAUGUACGUGUAUGUAGAGUGCAUGUGUGUGCGUAUGCAUGUGUCUGUACCUGUAUCUCUUCACAGUCCCUGCUGUUCCAUAAGGUGUAUUUGUAUCAGUUUUUUUGUUGGUUGGUUGCAAGACAUAUGGCUUUAGCUUAUACAUCUGUGAUUGGGUGUUGUUAGUGUGUGACUGGGGUCUAGGGUGGAUUGGAGUGGACACUGCUUGUUUAUUUAUUAUUUUAUUAACCUUUAUUUAACUAGGCAAGUCAGUUAAGAACAAAUUCUUAUUUACAAUGACGGCCAUCUCUUGCCUGGGUGGGUUAGUUAGUUACUUAGUUUGAAUGUAAUAACCAUGUACAAAUUUAGAAAUCUGCUUCUUAUUCUGCCUGAGUGUUUGACUGUUCCUCUUCCUACAGGUGAAGAUCAUUGACCUGCCCAGCAAGAGCCCAGUCUGCUCCCUGAUACCACAAGCCAAGCUGGGGAUGGUUAUGUGCAUCAAGCUAUGGCAGGCAAGGAGUAUCCAAUACACUGUCUUAUUCUCCCAGAAGCAAGUCUAGGGCUGCGUCCCGAAUGGCACCCUAUCUCCCAUAUAGUGCACUAGUUUUGACCAGAGCCCCUAUGUACUAUAAAGGGAAUAGGGUACCAUUUGGGACACAGUCUAGCUUCCAGCUACCUGUAUCUACGGUAAGCUAACAGUGCAGCAUCACACUGCACUAUAGAGUUCAGUCAGUUCACUUUACGACCAUAAAAGAAAAGAAAAGGUGUAGUAUUUUCCUUUCCUCUCGUCCUUCUCCUUAAUGUUUCUAUUUUUACUGGUUGUAAACGGAUUGGCUGAGAGCGUUCGACAAGACGCAUACAUAAAAGAUACAUCAACAAAUAUGAGACUACUCUUGGCUUGGUGAUUUAUAGCUAGAACUUUUUUCCAGUGCCAUUCUCCAUUCACGAUGAGCGAGUCGAGUCCCAACACUGUAAUUACAGUGUGUGCAAGAGCUGGGGUUCAACAGCCAUAUAUCAGCCGUCUAACCGCCAGCCAGCUGCACAUUGCAUCUAAAGAUCCUUUGCCCUCCUCUAUUUUGUAAAUACUGUCAAGAGUUUUAUUCCCCCCCCCCCCCCCAUUACAGAGACCUGUAAUUAUUUUCACGGUUAAUUAAUAUUUUUUGCUUUGCAGUAUUUAUGAUUUUCUGCUUAUGCAAGACGUUUAAUGAAUUGCGGCCGGUUGGUUUGAUGACAGAACAGGGGCGGUUUGGGAGUUGAGUGGCAACAGGAGUCAGAGCAGGCGAUGCAGUGUGUAUACUGUGUGUGUGUUGAACCAGGGCGGUUUGGGUGGCUAUAUGUGUCACCAGACAUCAAUGGUAAUUGUCCUUUUGUUGCUUAAUACUGUUUAGUUGUGUUCUUUACUAUUUCCUUUUUAUUUGAUUUUGGAAGCCAAUGCAGUUUCAGGGUUUACUGCCAGAAAACAUGAUUAUUAAGUAUGCAAUGUCAAUGGGAGGGAUACUUUGCAGGCAGGCAGAUCUGUUUGACACCAGGCCCAGGUUACAUUAAAUCAUUCCAGUUUGAUCCUUUCAUCACCGGGCCAGAAUAAUCUGUAACCAUCACAGAGCUACUCGAAAACGUACCCGCCAGGGGAGAGUUGAAAACAAUGUGUGUGUGUGCGUACAAGUGUGAGAGUGUGUACUGUGUGCGUAUGAGUGAGUGUGUGUGUCUACAGUUCUGUGAGUGACAUUGAAUGUGUGUGUCUACAGUACUGUGAGUAUAUGUGUGUGUCUACAGUACUGUGCAUCUUUGUGUGUUACACGUCUCUGCGUGUGAAUGUGUUAACCAAGUGCUGAGGGGUAUAGGAGGCAGCCUGAAUAUAUCGCCCACACAUUCUGUCAAUCAAUCACAAGACGCUCACCUCCUUAUCCACAUGAUCCCUGCUGGUGCAGCCCGCUGUUUCCUCAACCUCUGACACACACUGGGGGGAAGACAAUGAGUCGGCUCCCCUCUCUUUCUCUCCUCUCCCUCCAUCCUGCCUCUGAGAGUGAGAGCAAGGAUCCUCCAUCAUGCUGACAGAGACCUGAGAACAGAUUUAUUGGCGGCCUUUAAACGCUUGACGCUGGACGUUUGGAAAGGUUUAAAAUCAUAUUACGUAGCGCUUUCUUUUGGGUUUGCCCUCCCCUCUUGGGUUUUUGCUUUGCAUUUUUUCCCCUCCCCAGGCCUCUCUAAAGUUAGCAUGCGGAAUGGGGUCUGGGUCUGGAAGGUAAACGAGCUAACGGAGCAUUCUGAUUGGCUAAGGCCGGCUAGCGGCAGGAGCGGAGGGAGAAAGUGCCUCCAUAUGUUGUGCGGAAGGGAGAUGUGAGAUGUGGGCUCGGGAGGUGGACAUGAUGUAUGAUGUGCAAGGCUUUUAACAUGAACAGAGGCUGCCGGCGAGAAGGAAAGGUUCCUAUACAGAUAUCCAUCACUCUCAGCUCAUCGCCCCAAAGCCAUCAUGUCAUUGCGAAGUGGAGUAGAGCGGAUGGAUGGACGGGGAUGGGAUUGGUUCCGUAUGUGCUGCUGUGGUGUGGUGCCCACCGUUCCUUUCCCCUGAUCUGUCACAUCACCGUGCCUCUCCCGCUCUCUCAAGUCUUCCCUCUCUCGCUUUCCCACAACUGGUUUGGGACAUACUGUAGUCUGGGUCCUGUGAGUCCUGUGACUGAUGAUGAUGAACAGGUUUAGUAUGGUGUUCUGCGAUGCAUGACAUACGGCAGAUCGGUAGAGCAUGUGUGACCUGCGUUGGUUAUUAGAAGAGCACAUGAAAAACCCCAAGACCACUUCUUCUGGUCAAGUCUGACCCUCUACUCAGUGAAGCAAAGCUUAGGAGCACAGAGAGGCUGGGUCUGUACAGAAGACUAGGCGGUAACUAGCGCUGCACCCCCUAUGGCACCCUAUAUAUAUGUAUAUAGUGCACUGGUCAAAAGUAGUGCACUUUAUAGGGAAUAGGGUGCCAGUUGGAUUGCACCCUAGGAGAUGGGGUUGGAUGGUGAACAACAGUUUUCAUAGAGUACAGUACAACGGCCCCACUACUCUUCUCUCUGACUCUGGGUGCACCGUUCAACGUUCAUCCAUCUUGCCAACGGUGCUUUAUAAUGAUGAAUCUUUCCCUGAAGCAUGAGCCCUACUCCAGCAGAGAGCCUUGUAGAGGGGCUGCGGAGGAUAUAAUGAAUUAGGUGUCUACCCAGGGUUCCCUGACCUCCGCCCUGUGACAUCAUCAAUCAAUGAGCUCCUACACUUAACGUGAAGUGCAAGGGCCGAGGGGCAGCAGGCGGUAACGCUUAGCAACCGACACAGCCCAGCCAGGAGGCAGGAGAACGCUGAUUUUCAGUUGUUUUUAUUUGUUUUCAUAAUCUCAUAAUAUAGUUCGUUAGUGACGUGUUUAUAAGGAAUACACGGGUCUGUCUAUAAUUUGUUUUAAGGCUUGAAAAGAGAAAUAUACUGUUAAGUGAGAAGAGGACUUGAGGAGGAGGAGAAAAAGUGUCUUCGGUUCUCUUGGCUCCUUACACAUAUGGAAAGAAUUUCUGUUGUCCUUCAGUCUUGCCUAUGCAGGGCACACUAUCGCUUGAGGCCAGAUGGUAUGCUCAGCCUCUAGAUGGGACAAGUUUGUAGCUAAGGCUCAAAGACGAGUGGUAACAAUACAGAGAAGAAGCAUAGUUGCUUUCUAAAUACUUUAUGGUUAUGGAGAUAUCCUCCCUCUAAACUGGUUGGGUUGCGAUACCUGCCAGCAUUCUAUUUUUGUUUCCGCUUGACUUUUCCCCUGAAGACAUAAUGAUAGGUAGUCGUAUCCCUGAUUUGCAUACAUCAGGUGGAGGUGGUUGUAAAGGGACGGGGCUUUCAGACUGAGGGGGCUGUGCCUUUACUUGCCGAGAGAGAUAAAUGGUGGGCCUGUGGUCAGGGGAGGAGAGAGGGAGGCGCCCUCCCCUUUCCUCCUUUCCUCCAGCUGUGAGGUGAUAAUAUGAAGCCCUCUGCUUUUAUCAGCUCACCUUUGUUUUCAUCCACUAAACUGAUUUAGGAGCCCACCGUAUUCCUCCUCAUAACGCCUCUCCUCUUCCCUGUCUCAGAUCAAUACCUGGGAUCCUUCACAGGCAGCCAGUAAACACAUAGUAAAAGGCUGUUGUCUGCAUGUGCAGUAGAAUAGGAUAUAUAGAAUACGUCUGUAAAACCUGUGUGUGUGUGUAUUAGACAGUGCAGUGAGUCUAUAUGCAUGUCUGCUCCUGCAGGGAGGGAUACAGAUGAGGAGUAAAUUGACGAGCACUGUAAUAGUAAUAGUCUGCCUGCCAGGCCAGCAGGAGAGUAAUGGUCCUCAGAGUCGCACAGCGUCAGUGUGCUCCCAUACAGAUAACCCCUGCUCUGUCUGCACAGCCCCCUGGCCUCUAUGGUAACAUAUCCUCCUCUUCCCCCCCCCCCUCUCAGCCAGACUCAAGCCCUGGCCCUCUCCUCCUGGCUGGUUAUGAGGACGGCUCCCUGGUGCUAUGGGACGUAUCCCAGAGGUCCGUGCUGAGCAGUGCGGCCGCCCACCCUGAGCCCGUCAUGUGUCUGGACUUUGACCCCGCCAGGCAGAGGGGCAUCUCUGGCUCCUCAGAGAAGAGCCUCGCCUCCUGGAUGCUUGAUGGACAGCACAGACUCCAGGUCAGUGAGUGUGAGCCUUCUCUGCGGACUCCCUCCUAGACCUGGGUUCAAAUACUAUUUAAAAUCUUCCAAAGACUUUGACGUUUGUUCUAGCCAGACUGGAGUGGCCAGGUGGGUGGGUUUUGCCCUUUUGGGACUUUUCUAUUGUUUCCGUCGCAGCAGGUAAGCUCAAUCAAUCACAGAUAGAGUAUUUGAAAGGAUUUUAAAUAGUAUUUGAACCCAGGUAGGUCUGUUCUCUCCAGACUCUCUCUGGCUCUCUUCUCUCUCUGGUAAAACAUACAGCCCAGAGGAAGAGUCUCUGCAGGGCUCUGGGUCAUAAAUCAAACCGCUGGUUACACAGUGUCGGCAGGCCCAGGGCUGGGGUGUCACUCUAGAGGAGCAGAUCGUCUGCCACACACACACACACACACACACACACACACACACACACACACACACACACACACACACACAUGCGUGCUCAGUCCUUCUCAGACCAGAACCAUCCUGAUGCUCUAGUCUAGCUGCUUUAGUGACUCUGAAAAAACAAACAUCCCAUCACUCUUCUGCCAUAUAUUAUCUUACGUAACAACCGAGCGCAUCUGAGCUGCAACGCUUCAUUUGACGCUAUAUUUUCUGUUGAUUUCAUGAGCGAAAGGAACGGCCCCAUAUUUCACGUGUACCCAAUGAAUCAGUGUAGAGGGGAACCUGAGACUUGAUAUACUACACUCCUGCACUGUGGAGGGGUAUUAUUCUUUCCAGGCCUUUUUACAAAUGAACGCUUGAAUUAGAAAUAUUUGUAAACCCUCUGUUUUUUUGCCCCAAACGCCUGCAAUAACACUGGAAAGGGUUUGAUUCAAUAUACUGAAAAUAGGAGCCCUGGCUAUUCGGUUUAUUUUGCACAAGCACAAAAUAUUGAUUUAAUAUGUAAUUCUGGAGAAUAUUUUAAAAAGCGAGUGGGGGAAAGGAUCCAACUGGGGCUUUUAAAUUAUCCUGAAGUGCAGCGCAGUGUGACGCCCAGACAGCCAUCUCCACUUCUUCCCACAAAAGUAUUUUUGUGCGGACGGCAGUAUAGCGAGGCGGAGGGCUGGGGUAUCUGCCUGCCGGAUGGCUGCUCUUCUCUGCCCGAUGUACGACCCGCGAGAGGUAAUACAAAUAUAAAAACCUUGGAGGCUGUUAACCAAACAAAAAACAUAUCUGCAGUAAAGGAACAGUAGUUCACAGUGGGAGGCUACAAUCAAGUCUGAGGAGCUGGAAGUGCCAUAGGACCCCAGUCCACAAAUCACCCCCACACCAACCAUAGCAGUGACAUCACCCCCACACCACCCAGAACAUUGGAAUCACCCCCACACCACCCAAAACAGUGGAAUCACCCCCACACCACCCAGAGCAUUGGAAUCACCCCCACCCAGUGCAGUGGAAUCACUUCCACCCAUAGCAGUGGAAUCACCCCCACACCACCCAGAGCAGUGGGGAAUCCCCCCCCCCGCACACACACCACCCAGAGGCAGUGGAAACCCACCCCCCCCCCCCACACACACCCACCCAGAGCAGUGGAAAUCCCCCCACACACAACACACACAACAACACACACACACACACCCCGAAGGCAGUGUAAUUCCCCCCCCCCCACUCCCCCACACACACACCCGAGCAGGGGAUCCCACCCCCCCCACCCACCCACCCAGAGCAGUGGAAUCCCCCCCCCCCCCCCCACACAACCACCCAGAGCAGUGGAAUCCCCCCCCCCACACACACCACCCAGAGCAGUGGAAUCCCCCCCCCACACACCACCCAGAGCAGUGGAAUCCCCCCCCCCCCCCACACACCACCCAGAGCAGUGGAAUCACCCCACCACACCACACACACCACCCAGAGCAGUGGAAUCACCCCCACACCACAGCCCAAGCUGGGGGAGGGAGGGAGUUCAACUCUGAGGUGGAGGGGAAAACUGAGUUUGACAGAACACAGUGGGGUCCUGGUGGUAGUUUCUGCUCUCCUUAGUGGGAGGUGAAGGCUGUGAAAUGGGCUCAGAUAAGGACAGAUACACUCUGGAAUGGAACUUAAUUUAUUACACAUGGCUCCUAGAGGCUGUUAUCUUCUGUUCAGAUGAGCUUUGGUAACCUUGGUAUCUUAACUUUUUUGUUAGUUACGUAUUUGUGAGGAUAUCGUGCGUGUGUGUAUUGAGCAGGGGAGAGUGCAUAGAUAUGGAUUUAGUCCCCAGCAGCCAAAGGUUGCUGCUCACUACUGACAGACACUGUGAGAUGGGUUCCUCCAGUCAGAUAUAGAUAGACAGAUGGAGGAGAGAGAAAGACUGAGGUAGAGAGAAGCGGGCAUAGAGGGAGAGAGGCAGAGAGAGACCGAGGGAGAUUAGCAGCGUAAAUCAGGCAUGGCUGACUCUGUGAGUGGCCAGGCCAGAGACACAAUGACAUGAUGACAGCUCUCACAGGUGGCGCUCCACAUCCCUCAAUCACAGCCAUCUCUAACCCCAGCCCCAUCUCAACCUCCUGCCCUCGGCCCAGCCCCCGAAUACCAAGCAUCUCCGUGUCACCAACACAUACCUGCAUAGACUCUCCUGUGCUGACCUGGGUUCAAAUACUAUUUGAAAUCAUUUCACGUACUUUAGCUGUGGUGGGGUGAGCUUGUCUGUUGCAAAUUUUACUGAAACUAAUAGAGAAGUCCCAAAAGUGCAUAUCACGCCCGACUGGCACUUCAGGCAGGCUAAAGCAAACACUCAAAGUAUUUCAAAUAGCAUUUGAACCCAGGUCUGCUCCUGUGUACCAGGAAUUCUAGUGAGGCCUACAUCUAUCAGCUGACAGAGAGAAUAGGUCAGGUCAUUACAGACUGAUGCCUAAUCUAGGCUGGGGGUGAUGGACUGAUGGAUGGAUGACUUGGAUCCCUUCUCUAACAGUUCCUCUGAGGCGUGGCCGAGCCGCCUGGUUUCAAGAGAUAUUCUAUUAGUAUUUUUUUUUAAGGUUUGGGAGGGCAGGUACAGGUGUAGCUCUUACCUGUCCGUCUGUCUGUCACGUCCAUCUCCUUUCCUGUCUCUGAGACGGGGCCCCUGACACCGACACCCACAGUGUUAUUCAGACCUGGGUGGGGUGUUAGAAAUACCUGCCAGAAUUCCGGAAUGGAAUGGACACAAUCUGCUUGAGUGAGACUGAUGAUGGGGAUGUUUCAAUAGAUCAGCGUGAAGCUCCGUGCCAAGAGCUGGUCCUCCUGAGCGAUCUGCGCCGAGAAGCAAAGCAGACGCUCCUUUUGAACGUCCGUCCUAUCUGUCCGCAUUGCCAAGAGCAGGAUCUCAACGUGUGAGUUUUUAUUGGACUAGACCCUGUAAUCUGGGGAAAUGAAUGGCUUUUGGGAAAGCCCAGCUGUAGAACAGAGCAGAGCAGGAGGUAGCCUAGUUGUGACUGACUGCUGAGAUUACUGGCAUUUAGACAGCAGGCCUGGUGUGUCUGUAACCAAGCCAGGAUGGAAUGCUCAAACAGACAAAUUAUUUUCAUGAUGACGAGAAUUUGAUAGUAAGGAAUGAGAGGAGUUUAUUAAUGACUGAGCUACACUCACUGGAAGAAGUGUCUGAUGUAGCAGCCAUUUUCUCAGCAUCAUGUUUCAGAUUGGAGAAAGUGUAGAGAAAAUAAUUAGGCUUACAACCUAACAAUGGAUGGACAAUUACUUACUUUUUUGACCAGCCAUUUACGGCUUACAACUGACCCCUUCAUUAAAUAAAUACAUUUUCCUGACACAAUCUAUGGGAAGCAAAACAAACAAAAAUAGACAGUUGAACCUAUCAUUAUCAAGGCCUGUAAUGACAACCAGAUGGAGAGGGGUUCGGGCAUACCAACUUCUUGAGGUAAUAAUGGGCUUCAAAAUGAUCCAUCUUUCACCCCCCCCCCCCCCCCCCUCCCCCAUCCAGCCCCACUUUGUUGGUUUGUAGGUCUCUUACAUGGGCUAGUCUAGUUCGGCUGACAAUACGUUCGUUAGUAUUAGCUUGAUCUAAGUCAAGUAGUAAGAACCCAUAUUAAUCCUAAAUUAUUCUAGGUUUUUGUAUGUCGGUUCGUUGGUUGCGUUUUGAUCAAUGGCAUUCCUCCUCUGUAGUCUUUCUCCCGUUGCAUUCCACUCUAUCCACUAGGGUUGGGACUGGGAGUACCUGGCUUAUAUCUUCCACAUGCAGUGCUGAACGCCUCUGAUUUUCCCAUCCGGAACAGGAGCACGCAGAUAAAUUCUUGGCUGUCACCUCCUGCACAAGGCCAUUAGUCUCCAAGGACACAGCUUAUGAAGUCAAUUUUACGCUGUCCAGUUUGAUUCCUGCUUCCAUGGCCAGAUGUGGAUGUCCCAUUCAAACACACCAGCGUUACGCUGCGCAGUCUUACGAAGAACUGGGUAGAGCACGUACGUUCCCCCUCGGAAUGUCAGCGGCACUAGGCCCGUAGAUAGUGAUCUUGCUGCCAUCCAUUAUAAUGUGUCACAAUGUUGCCCCUUACUGAGAUAAAUUCAGUCUCAGGGACACUGUAGAUCAGAGAAUGGGAGUGGAGGGUAAUCUGGAGCAGGCAGCCUUUACAACUGUGUAUUUAUCGGUCUCUUCUCCUGUUGACCAGACCUUUCAAUGCACAUGUAAUUCAUCAGAGGUGCUUAAAGAAACACGGUUCUGCAAACAAGGAUUUCAACGAGAUGGUCUAUCUCUCUUUCUUUAUUUACUCCUCUCUUUCGCUCUCUCGGCUCUCCCUCUCUCUGUCUCGCUCCCUCUCUCUCUCGCUCUGUCUCUCUCGCUCUCGCUCCCUCUCUCUGUCUCUCUCGGCUCUCCCUCUCUCUGUCUCGCUCCCUCCCUCUCUCGCUCUGUCUCUCUCGCUCCCUCUCUCUGUCUCUCUCGGCUCUCCCUCUCUCUGUCUCGAUCCCUCCCUCUCUCGCUCUGUCUCUCUCGGCUCUCCCUCUCUCUGUCUCUCUCGGCUCUCCCUCUCUGUCUCGCUCCCUCUCUCUGUCUCGCUCCCUCUCUCUGUCUCGCUCCCUCUCUCUGUCUCGCUCCCUCUCUCUGUCUCGCGCUGUCUCUCUCGCUCUCGCUCGUAAAGAAGUGACAAAGGUAUCUCAGCCCCAUUGCUCUUACCAUUGAAAACCUCCCAGCCUGUAACUCCAAACCAAAUAGUCGAAAUUGAGAGAGAUUUGCUCUCCACUACUCAUGUCGUAAUGUUUUAUGCCCGAUGAUUGAGUCCCUAGAGUUUCUUGGCCAGGUUCAACAACAAUCCAGGCCUCCACUUGGACCUCAAUCAUCAAAUCAGCUGAUCAUCUCUCUCUCCCUCCCUCCCACUCCCACUCCCUCUCUCUCUCUCUCUCUGUUGUUAUUGGGCAUGCUUCCCCACACGGGAAUGAUUAAGUAGCUUGGUGACCUAAUUGGUGUUUGAUCAUUAUUUUUCUCUCUCGGUUGGUUGCGCAAUUCUUUUGAGUCUCGUUUUAGAUCUUGUGUAACAAAAUGAUUACCUCAAUUACUGUGACAAAAAGGCUAUUUUUAAAUAUCCAUGGGUUUCUGUUUUGCAUGAACGUCUUGCGUAUGUUACUUAGCAACUGAAAAGUCCUGACCAAUUACCUUUAGCAGCCUACAAUGUUAUAACCAAUUUGGAGUGCAUUGCUGUGCUUUUCUUGUGUUGAACAUUGUGUGCAUGCUUGUGUUGGUGAAUCAGGCUCUCUGAGAACAGUCUAUGUAUGGAUUCUUAUGGCCCCUUUUUGUUGCUUGCUCUCUCUGUGGUCUUUGCUGUUCAAUCCUCAGCUCCAGCAACCCGUAGCCCUUGUGAAUCCUGGCAUCUCCCAGCUCUGUAUCCGGGGGGACCGUAAGAUCGUGGCGUCGGCCGGCUGGGACCACCGUGUCCGUGUGUUUGGCUGGAAGAAGCUCCGGUCCCUGGCUGUCCUCCAGCACCACACAGACAUGGUGAUCAGCCUGGCCUUCUCAGACCAGCAGGACCCAAGGAACAGGCUGCUGGCCGCGGGAUCCAAAGACCAACGCAUCAGCCUUUGGUCCAUAUACAACCAGGGCUCAGACUCGGACACUGGGUGAGCCACUGGGCCCUGUAGGUAUGCUAUGGGUGUGACCAUGAAUGCGUGUAUCUCAGUGAUUAUACCAACUCUUCUACAUUUCACGAUGCAUAAGCAUUAUGAACACUCCUUUUACUAUCCCAGGUCUGUAUCUGAAUGUACUGACUAGAGCUGGACUAUGUGGACUACUGGGCAGGAACUUCUGUCUCAGACUGUGAAGACAUUUCCGACAUAGCCAAGAUGGAUCAGGUCAGGAUGAGAUGUCUUUGUGCUUCCAAACAAAAGCUGUCAAGAUGGCGGGUUAGUUCUGCUAACAAUUCACUGAGACUUAAUUUGAGGAAUUUGUACACAUUAUUUUGUCAAAUCCAACUGUUAAAUAGUGUUUGCUUAUCUGGUAGGAGAUUUGCUUGAGCGGACUUGAAUUUGAGGUAUAAGUCGCACCUGAGCGACUGUGUAAUCCUGUGUUGUUGAUCUAGUUUAACAUUGCCCUCUGCUUUGACCUACACUGCAUCAGUCAAACAGGGUUAACCACAGAACUGGGACAGAAGAGACAAAGCUGUUUGUUAAGGAGGGUCACUAAACAAUCGUCCCUCAACUAGAGAGGCUGUCUGUAGGGAUAUGGACUAAAGAGGUUAAUUGUAUUUUCAGUUUGGUCUUGAAUGUAUUUCUGUUUGUUUUUGUGAAUAUGAUAUGUUGCCCCUGUGCAUUGUGGGAAGUAAUGUGUCAAAUUCAAACUUUGAUUGGAUACAUUUACGGUUUGUGAAUUACACCCCAAGUACACCGUAUGUAUGUAGUAAAUGCUUUGCUUUUUUACUUUUUUAUUUCCUGGUAGGCCUAAUAAAUAUGUUUUUCUGUACAUCCACCAAGCAUCAACAGUUGUAUAACUGCAACCUAGAAUCUAAAUUAGUCUUCCUUGGUCAGGGUAGUUGAGAAGCCGUCCUCCAUACUUAUG
Messenger RNA from Coregonus sp. 'balchen', 21110 nucleotides. Lineage: Eukaryota; Metazoa; Chordata; Actinopteri; Salmoniformes; Salmonidae. The record is from the annotation of a GenBank genome assembly.